Molecule: messenger RNA, 531 nt
Organism: Rotaria sordida
Lineage: Eukaryota; Metazoa; Rotifera; Eurotatoria; Philodinida; Philodinidae
Source: the annotation of a GenBank genome assembly
AUGAAACAAAUUGAUACGUCAGUAUCAACUACAGAUCAUUUUAAUCGAUUUACAAUUGCAUGUAAUAUAUUGAUUUCGAUUGUUGGUGGUCUAAUUGUUAAUCGUUCAAUACCAAUAUUAAAAGAUAAAUUUAUUCGUGCUCAAUUAUGGGGAUAUGAUUUGAAUAAAAGAAAUUCAAGAGAAAUAAAAAUUGCAGAAUCUCAAAGUGUUAUAGCAGCUGAUAUUUUUCUUAUUUUAAUGUUUAUUAUGAUUGCUAUUGUAUUUUCAGAACAUUUACAUCCACAAAGUGAUUUUCCACAUAAUAAAUUUAUUGAAUAUUUAGCUGCUUUACUUUCAAUAUGUUGUAUGGUUUUACUUGGUUUUGCAGACGAUGUACUUGAUUUACGUUGGAUUGUGAAAUUAUUAUUACCGUUAAUUGCAUCUUUACCACUUCUAUUAGUUUAUUUUGCUAAUUAUCAUUCAAUAACUAUUAUUCUACCAAAACCAGUAAGAUCAAUCUUAGAUCAUCAAUGGAAUCUUGGCAUUCUAUAG